AUGAUUGAAGAGACAGAUGGAGAUGCAAAUAGGCAUGAGGCAGCGACAACGAUUUACGAGAGUGCUGGGGAGCGUCUCUACCGCUCGGAGGACUACGAUGAAUGCUCACAAAACCUUCUCCGAUACCCGUGGCACCCAUUCAACUCAGCAUACGAGUUUAGAAUGGGACGUUAUUUCAUACUGUCGAAGGCCUCACAAGGAAAUAUCGACAGUUUCUUUCUACACGCUCCGUCAAGCAGUGGCGAAUGCUCCUACCGGACUGGGAGAGGUUUUAUAAAGAGGUUGGAUGAAAUGAAUGACAUAUUGGGAAAGGCGAGCUGGCGUCAUUCGGAGGUGGAUAUUGGGGGAGAGAAAAUCCCUUACUAUUAUCGGCAUCCAAUGAAUACCUUACCGGAGGGGUCGACUGUGGUACCAAUUAUAUGCGCGUCAGAUGGCACACAUUUCACAAAUUUUAGUGGGGACAAGAACGCCUGGCCAAUCUAUCUUACCAUCGGGAACAUCAAGUCAUUGGUCCGGAGCAAGCCCACCGGGCAUUCGUUAAUUCUCCUAGGGCUACUGCCAGUCCCACCUAAGCUCGGGAAGAACUCACUUGCUAAUUCCGCUUUACGACGUCAGAGUCAAAUGGCGCUGCAUCGCGCCCUUGGGGAGAUCUUUCAGAGCAUUCGGGAGUACUCUCAGGAAGGCGAGCUAAUCGCAUGCGCCGACGGGUACGAACGUCUAUGCUUUCCGGUGUUGUCGGGUUGGAUCGCUGAUCAACCUGAGCAUUCAAACUUACAAAAUAUUAGUACUAGCUCUUGUCCAAGAUGCGAGGUGGAAUUCCACAGUCUUGGGAGCACUCCCCGUAGCCCUACGCGCGAUCACGAGGAUUACCGGGAGAGGGUAAAGCUAUUCAGUGAGAACCCAGGAAACCUGGGACCGGUGGAAUACCUUGUCACGAGAUCAGUAAAGACACUCUUCAAUGCUUUCUGGGGUAUGCCGAGGGUUAAUCCAUACGAUCUCAACAAACCGGACAUUCUGCACAAUAUCUACCUAGGGAUGUUGAAGCACAUGAUGGAGUGGGUUCAGGCUUUCUUGAAGAAGCACAAUCGAUUGGAGGAAUUUGAUAAGGCUUGGGCCUCGAUUGCGCCUUACCCUGGACUGGCAGUACCGAACAAUGCAUAUCGUGCCACAACCCAAUGGCAAGGGAAGGAGAUGAGAAAUCUGAGGCGGGUCGUUGUUGGAGCACUCGCGGCUGCUUUGAGAAACCCGGGGGUGGCUGUCAGGGGCGACUUCGCAAAGGCAUUGAAAUGUGUACGAGGCUUAAUCGACUUCCACUUAAUGGCGCAGUAUGGGAAUCAUACGAUGAGCACACUGAAUUAUAUGGAGAGCUAUCUCCAGGAUUUCCAUAAGCACAAGGAUAUCUUUUUAGAAUUCCGGGCCUACAAGAGGACGGUUAACGAACUCGUCCAUGUCCGUCAGAUAAAAGAGGCAUACGGAGCAUCCAACAAGGUCGAUGCUGCAACGCAGAUACUGGACUAUGGGGGGCGGCGGUUGGCGUUAGAGAUUCGAAUGCUGAAUCUGAAAGAUAUUGUUGGAGGUCCUGAGAGCACUGACGACAUCCUUUGGAGCCAUCGAGAUAACCUGAAGGAGUUACUUGAGAUUUUUAAAAUCGAAGACCGGAAAAAAACACCAAAUGAAAGAUCCAUAGUAGAAGGCCGACUGCCUCUAAGGCGUCUUUGUAACCCCUCCACGAAAUCGGAAAUACUUUUCAAUAUUGCGGAUGGACUGCAAAUAAGCCAUACCAUGUUAUAUCGCCUGAUAAAGGAGUAUGCAGAGGAUGCGGAAUGCUCUCAAAGCUUUGCCGGAAGCUCUGAGAGCAUUUUAGAGCGCCGGGUGGAGAUGUUCACAUGUUUGGAGGUUCCGAUACAAAUCUUCCAAAGACCUGAGGUGUACGAGGUUCACAAUAUCAGGUGUACGGGAAACACGGCUUUUAGGAAAGGGAAAAUAAGAAAGGAUUGGGUAUGGGUGUCGGUAGCGUCCUCAGAGGAGUGGGGAGUGUUUCGGGGACGCUUACCAGGACGUGUCGAGGCUUUGUUCGAGCUGCGGGACAGUGGGGGGCGAGCACAUAGACUAUGUAUAGUGGAGCUACUCGAGGCAAAGGAUCGUGGUAUCGCUGAUAGCUCACAUGGGCUCCUGAAGGUUUGUAGGAGGAGGAGGAAGAGGAUGUGGGUCGUUAAUAUUCGGAGUAUGUUGGGAAUGGCCCAUUUGUUUGAGGUGGAGACUGGUAAUUGCAAGCUCGCUCCAGGAGGUCAAUGCCAGUCCAUGUUUGCUGCUUAUGCAUGGAAAUUGAGCUUUUCAGACGAGCCGUACAAUGGCCUCAACCUCAAGGCUAAUUAUGCCUUUCACGAAUCGACAGAAACAUACACGUCCGUCAAAGGUUGGGUAGUCGUCACCAGUAUACAGGACAGUGCUCGUAUCAGUAUCCCGCGACUGACCGUACAGCGGCGUUGA
Molecule: messenger RNA, 2490 nt
Organism: Morchella importuna
Lineage: Eukaryota; Fungi; Ascomycota; Pezizomycetes; Pezizales; Morchellaceae
Exons: 4
Coding region: 1-2490 (829 amino acids)
Source: RefSeq, a predicted model, not a curated record